CAGAAAAAAACACAUAACUGUCUUAAUGAGUAUAAAUAGGCCAAUGCGAAGAAAAAAUAAAACAGAGUGAAGUGUUAACUUAUCGCGACAAAAUGUUCAAAUUUUUGAUUUUUGCCACUUUGGUAGCCUAUGUUGCUGCUUCGGGCUCCUCGGCCGAUGAUGUUCAUGCCGAAGUUAAACAAUUGAAGACAAAUGUCAAUGAGCAUGGUUUCGAUUUCGUACUUGACACCAGCAACUCAAUUCACGAAGAUGCCGCCGGUGAUGAGCAUGGCAACAUUCAUGGUUCCUAUGAAUAUGUCUCACCCGAAGGUGAACACAUCAAGGUAACCUAUGUUGCCGACGAAGGAGGUUAUCAUCCCGAUAGCGCUGUUCUGCCCACAUCACCACCAAUUCCAGAAGCCAUCUUGAAGUCAAUUGAGUACAACAAGGCCCAUCCACAAAAGGAAGAAACCAAGGGACAUUAAUUGGACAUUUUUCAUUAAACGAUUUAAAUAAAAUGAUUGCUUGAAUUCACAAUCGAA
This is a messenger RNA of Stomoxys calcitrans (stable fly), 521 nucleotides long. RefSeq names its product larval cuticle protein 2-like. The transcript is spliced from 2 exons. NCBI's taxonomy places the organism in Eukaryota, Metazoa, Arthropoda, Insecta, Diptera, Muscidae. The record is from RefSeq and is a predicted model, not a curated record. Gene Ontology annotation, cellular component: chitin-based extracellular matrix. Bases 93 to 464 code for a protein of 123 amino acids. Gene Ontology annotation, molecular function: structural constituent of chitin-based larval cuticle.